Molecule: messenger RNA, 514 nt
Organism: Drosophila arizonae
Lineage: Eukaryota; Metazoa; Arthropoda; Insecta; Diptera; Drosophilidae
Gene: Cpr49Ae
Product: Cuticular protein 49Ae
Cellular component (GO): chitin-based extracellular matrix
Molecular function (GO): structural constituent of chitin-based larval cuticle
Source: RefSeq, a predicted model, not a curated record
AACAAGUGUGAAGUGUGGUGUGCCCAUCGCUGAAAGGAUAAGCCCAACUUUGGAUUACAUUACCGAAUCACAUAACACAACAUGAAGAACUUUGCCCUUUGCCUGUCCGCUGCUGCUCUGCUCUGCCUGGUAAAUGCCGCACCAAAGCCCCAGGGCGGUGAACCAAUUGCGAUUAUUAGCCAAGAAUCCAAUAUCGAACCGGAUGGUGCCUACAAUUAUGCCUACGAGACGGCAAAUGGAAUCAAGGCUGAGGAAACUGGAACCGUAAAGAAGGCCACAUCGCCGGACUCCACGGAUGUGAUCAUUGUCAAGGGUUCCGUGUCGUACACCUCCCCCGAGGGCGAGUUGAUCACUCUCAACUAUGCGGCCGAUGAUGAGAAUGGUUUCCAGCCACAGGGCGCACAUUUGCCCACUCCUCCACCAAUCCCACCAGCGAUCCAGAAGGCGCUCGACUAUCUGCUCAGCCUGCCCCCAGCUCAGCGUCGUCGUUAAGAUGAAGAUGGAGUUUAUUUAG